AUGGCGGACGGUGGGGCUGACUCUCCAGCUCCACCUUCGGAAAACGGCGGAGAGUUUCUGUUGUCGCUUUUGCAUAGAAGACCGUACCAGCAGAACAACAGACCCGAGCAUCAGUCUCAGUCAUACGCUCUCGAUCCGGCCAUUGCAGCAGUUGGUCCCACCGUGAAUGACUUUCCUCCGUCGAAUUGGCCGUCCAACGGUCGUGAUCGACCGGGUACGCAUACUCCUCCUUGGCCCCUCGCCUUUUCACCUCCUAAUCUCUCACCCAAUCUGUUAGGGUUUUCUCAAUUCCCGCUUAACCCUUUCCUCACGAACCAAUUCGACGGUAAUCAAAGAGUGUCCGCGGAAGAUGCUUAUAGAUUAGGGCUUGCUGGAGCUGGAAACCACGCAAUUGGGCUUACUGGAACUGGAAAUCACGCAAUGCCGUCGAUGGUACAUCCGCAGCCUCCGCCGCCGCCGCAAUCAGAGAACCGGAAGCUUGUUUUUGGGUCUUUCUCCGGAGAUGCUGCUCAAAGCCUCAAUGGGUUACUUAAUGGGAACUUGAAGUAUGAUUCUAAUCUGAGCUCUGCCAAUAUGAGAAAUCCCCAAUCCGUUGUGCCGAAUUCGAUCACGGAUCCAAACUUGCCUCAUCUUCGGAACCACCAUGAACACAGAGGAGGUUUCGCCGGAAGAGGAAACUGGGGUCCCAUUGGGAAUAACGGCAGGGGUGUCAAGUCUAAUCCUACUCCUCCUCCUCCUGGAUUCUCGAGUAACCAACGGGGAUGGGAUAGGGAUUUGGGAAGUAAGGAUGGUGAUAGAGUGAUUGGUAAUUUUCAGAGAAGUGUUGAUUUAAGUGCUGAGGAUGAUAGAUUAAGGAGAUUAUCUAUCCAGAACGAGAGCAGGUUCAAUCUUGGUCAACAGAUUGAUCAUCCUGGACCACCUAUGAGUACAAAUCUACAUUCUGUUUCCGCAGCUGAUGCUGAGGAUUCGUUCUCGAUGUUGAACAAGGAAGCUCGUGGUGGAGGUCAAUAUAAAGAAGAAGCAGGGCAGUUGAGUAAGGGAAAGAAGGAAGGCAAUGGGGAGUUUGGCCCUGGUGAUGAUGAACUUGAGGACUUUGGAGAAGAUAUUGUUGAAUCUUUACUGCUUGAAGAUGAAACUGACGAUAAGAAUGCCAAAGAUGAGAAGAAGAAAUGUCGUGAAAAGGAAUCGAGAGUGGACAAUCGGGGUCAGUGGCUGCUUGGCCAAAGUAUUGAGGUUCUGAGUUCAAAUCUCCUAGACAAACUAAGCAGCCCUUUUUAA
Molecule: messenger RNA, 1278 nt
Organism: Microthlaspi erraticum
Lineage: Eukaryota; Viridiplantae; Streptophyta; Magnoliopsida; Brassicales; Brassicaceae
Source: the annotation of a GenBank genome assembly